AUGAUAUUUGGAGCAGCGUCACAUCGUCCCGAAGGCAACGAAGAAAAAGAACCGAAUCCACCUGGUUCGCAUAAGUCGUCAAAAAGUUCAAUAACAACGAAGCAACGAAUCGCCGCACUGAAAAGGCUUGAAGAAGAACAAGCAAUUCGAUUGGACGUGUUGGCCAAGAAGUAUAGAAUAAUCGGUGCAUCUGAUGACGAAAGCGAUUCGACUAGUCGUGAUGAUAAGGAACGAUGUUCAAAAACGUCGUCAGUGGAUAAUACACUUAAGUGGGCACGUGACUUACAGGACAUAUCGAAAGAAUUUUCGAAAAUCACAUUUAUGGACGAACAUUCAGUAUCAUCAAGUGAUCAUGAAAGGGAAGUUGUGAACACACUUUCCAGCGACCAAUUAAGAAGUAAUUUUCUGGCCUCACAAGUUUCCGGUCAGUCAAAGAAUAUUUUACGACCAUCUGUUCUGUUAGGCGGAAAAGCUGAACGUCAAUCGACGAAUACCCAGAAUGCGUCUAAUCAUCACCCCGAAACAUUCGAUUUUCAUCAUAAGGGUGCUGUGCCUAAAGACCGUACUUUUCGUGGAUUAUUUGGAGCAUUUGGUCAUCGUGGACUGGAAAAUUCAAUGAAAAGGUCUCGCAUUGAUGACGAUACAACGGUUAAGGAGAAAAUUAAAUUCAAUCCUCGAACAAACGAUCCUAUGAAUACACGUCAACCAGCUACAACAAACAGCAAGUUUAGAGAAAGUGAAACCCAUGCUCAAGAUUCGUUGAAAUUCCGUCGCAAUUGGAAUAAUUUUCAACCGCCAAAUAAUCAGCAAUCUUCAAUGGAUGACAUUCAAGAUCGUCUUUCAGCUCAAUAUCAUCAUCAAGUGAAAUCUAACAACGAUAUUGGCAUCGAUCCGACGUCAUUUGGUGGAAUACCAAACUUCAAUAAUACUAGAAUGCCAUCCACAUUCAAUUUCAAUCCAAGUCCUGCUCCGCAACUGAAUUUUGGAGUACAAGAAUCUGGAUAUGUUUCACUCCCACCAGCACAAUUAACCAGAAAUCAAAUAGCCUCACGACAUGUCUUCAAGGAGUUACCAGAUUUUGAUGGAAAACCAGAGGACUGGCCUCUCUAUCUUAGUGCGUUGAAAACUUCUACAGUGGCGUGCGGAUAUACUGAUACGGACAAUUUGGGACGAUUACAGCGAAGUCUAAAAGGUGACGUGCUGAGCAUGUUCGGGUGCCGUUUGGUACAUGCUAGAGCAGUACCGGGUGUCAUUGAAGCCCUACAUUUAAUUUUUGGUCGACCCAGUCUCAUCAUUCAUCAGUUAUUGAAAAAAAUUAAUGAAACGCCUUCACCACAAGCUGACGACUUGGGUUCGCUGAUAAAGUUUGCCAUUGCUGUGCAAAACUUGUGUGCUACGAUUGAAUCUUCAAAUGAUUUGGACUAUCUACACAAUCCGAUCUUAAUCCAAACAGUUAUUGACAAAUUGCCAACGCAGAUACAGUUGAACUGGGCAUACUUCAAAGUUGGUGUUGCAGUAGCAGAUUUAUCAACACUGGGUAAAUGGUUGUACCAUUUGGCACAGGUCGCAACUAGUGUCAUUAAUCCGUCCGCAUUAAAGUUCAUCGACAAAAGCAAAAAUGAUAGCAAGAAGAAAAAUCCGCAGCAAAAUCAGUACUCGAAUGCUCAUUCGGAAAGUGGUUCAAGCAAAACGUCGAACGACAAGUCAAAGUGUCCAGUUUGUGAAACCGCUUCCCAUAAAUUGGUGGAUUGCAGAAAAUUUAAGCAAAAUCCCAUCGACGAAAGGUGGAAUUUGGUACGAAAGUUCAAGAAAUGCGGACGUUGCUUCGAAAAUCAUCAUUGGACACGAUGCAAAUCCAAGAAAAAGUGUGGAAAAGAUGGAUGUAACGCAAAUCAUCAUGUCUUGCUUCACAACACGGUUGCUAAACCAGUGGCGCAAAUUCCGGCAGUAACUGAAACACAAAUUGUUCCUCAUUCAUCCAAUGCGCACCGAACCGUGUCAGUUGGUGUAAAGAAUCCAGACAUUUUUCGUAUUGUUCCGGUGAUAUUGUCGUACAACAACAAAUCUAUCCGAAUCUUUGCAUUUUUGGAUGACGGCUCAAACUUGACAUCACUGGAGGAAAGUGUAGCUAAUCACAUUGGAGCGCUCGGUACAAUCAUGCCGUUGUGUGUUUUAUGGUCAAUGGGAAAAUCACAUCAAGUCGAUACGACUUCGAGGCAAAUUACCGUUAAUAUUUGCGGAACUUUCGACGAAGCGCAACAAUACACCCUGAAGCAUGUUCGUACGGUGAAAAAACUAAAUUUGCCGUCUCAGUCAAUAACUCAGAGUUGGCUCAAUCACUAUCCACAUAUGAAAGACGUUCCAGUCUCCACGUAUACUGAUGCACGACCACAGUUAAUUAUUGGUCUUCAGUAUUCGCAUUUAAUGGUGUCGUUAAACACGAAGGAAGGCGAUUUAAAUCAACCAAUUCUGUGCUGGACUCGUUUGGGUUGGACAGUGCAAGGACCGAACGAUCAAGGCGGUCAAAAUCAAUCCUCAAAAUAUGGUUUGACAAUGUGUGAAUGCCAGUCUGACGACCCUGAUCUACAUCGAUUAAUGGCGGAAUAUUUUUCCAUUGAGAAUUUCGGUGUCAAGGCUACCAAUUUGACACUCGAAUCAAAGGAAUUGACCAGAGCGAGACAUUUGAUGGAAUCAAUGAUCAUUCGACAAGGAAAUCGAUUUGUAUCACCACUGCUCUGGCGUACUGAUGAUAUUCACCUACCGAACAAUUAUGGAAUGGCGCUUAGACGUCUACAAUGUGUUGAAACGAAAAUGCAAAAAGAUUCGGUUUUGGCCGAGAAAAUGCGUUUGUACAUCGCCGAUUUCAUCCAAAAAGGCUACAUACGACGAUUGUUGGAUACAGAGCGAAACAUUACAACGUCACGCACUUGGUACCUGCCUAUUUUCCCCGUAUUUAAUCCCAAGAAGCCAGAAAAGUUUCGCAUCGUUUGGGACGGAGCGGCAAAGGUCAAUGGCCAUUCGUUGAAUUCAAAUUUAUUGGUGGGACCGGAUCUGCUUAUGCCACUACCAGACAUUCUACGACGUUUUCGUCAACGAAAGAUCGCUAUCACCGGCGACAUAAAGGAAAUGUUCCAUCAAGUUUUGGUGUGUCCAGCUGAUCAAGAUUCACAACGAUUUCUGUGGCGCGAUGGUGACAUAAAUCGCAAUCCGGACGUUUAUGUAAUGAAUGUUAUGACGUUUGGCUCAUCGUGUUCGCCGUCUAUUGCGCAAUGGGUAAAAAAUAAGAACGCUUCCGAUUUCAAGGAGCAAUUUCCACGAGCCUACGAUGCUAUCACACGUUCUCAUUAUGUGGAUGAUUUGAUUGACAACACGCAUACCGAAGAAGAAGCUGUUCAGUUGAUUCAAGAUGUACAGUUCAUACACCGACAUGCCGGUUUCGAAAUGCGCAAUUUUGCAUCGAAUUCUAAGGACGUUUUACGAUCGUUGAACAGUAGCAGUGAAAAUGUUGUCAAGACUUUGGACGAUAAAAUCAAUUUGACCACCGAACGUGUGCUGGGGCUCUACUGGAACACAGAACUGGACACCUUUACGUAUUGUUUGAAGUUUGUAAAGGUUCAUCCAGUCGACACUCAUCCACCAACCAAACGACAAAUUUUAAGUGCAGUGAUGUCAAUCUUCGAUCCUCUGGGAUUUCUGGCACACUUCGUGAUUUAUGUUAAAAUCCUUCUGCAAGAUAUUUGGCGCGAAAAGAUUGACUGGGACGAUAUGCUUUCGGAUGACAUGAAAAAUCGUUGGAGGUUUUGGCUGCAACAUUUGCCACAAGUCGAGAAUGUCCAUAUUCCUCGACUGUAUUCGCCAAGAAUUUCGCCUGUUUUACCAGAAUUGAUACAACUUCACGUCUUUGUGGAUGCUAGUUUGGAGGCAUACGCUGCAGCGGCGUAUUUCCGCAUCGAAAACAAUUCUGGCGUCGACAGCUGUUUGGUUGAAGCUAAAUCCAGAGUGGCACCUAUCAAACCAAUGUCCGUUCCACGUUUGGAGUUACAAGGAGGCAUACUUGGUACUAGACUGGCUAGUAGCAUAGUGCAGAGUCAUGACGGUCUACAAAUCGACAAAAUUAUUAUUUGGUGCGACUCAAGGACAGUGCUGGCUUGGAUAAAUUCCGAUUUGCGACGAUACAGUCAAUUCGUUGCAUUUAGAGUGGCCGAAAUUUUGGACUCAUCUCACAAAAUCGACUGGCGUUGGAUUCCUAGCAAUGAAAAUGUUGCCGAUGAAGCUACCAAAUCCAAGAAAAGUUUAGAUUUGGACAUGUCGUCGCGCUGGUUUCAAGGACCAGAUUUCUUACGCGAUCAAGAUUCCAAUUGGACCUUUGAAUUAGAGGAACCAGAAUUUAAAACGACAGAAGAAUUGCGACCGAUGUACCUGCUAUCACACAUAGAACAACCAGUGCAACAAGUUGUUGAGUUUGAACGAUUUUCCAAUUGGCGUCGAUUGGUCCGAACAGUGGCGUACGUUUUUCGAUUUAUUAACAACAUGAAAACGAAACGAGGACAACGAUUAGCUGGUGUUUUUUCGUCUAAGGAACUGUUGUGUGCUGAAUCGUUUCUGUAUAAGUCAGUUCAACAAAGUGCUUUUGGUGACGAAAUUGCCAUAAUUCAAUACAACGUUGGCGCAACGGCUGACAAACAAAAAGAAUUUCCUACGGCUAGUGUCAUCCGCACUACUUCAGCAUAUAUCGACGAUAUUGGCGUCAUGAGAGUUCGAGGAAGAAUUGACGCUGCGACGUCAAUUUCGGACACUAUGAAGCGACCGAUCAUUUUAGACCGCCACCAUUACGUUACUCAUCUGAUCGUCGACUUCUAUCAUCGCAAAUACAAACACCUAAAUAAUCAGACUGUGUUGAAUGAGAUCCGGCAAUUUUUUUACAUUCCACGACUUCGUGUGCUUCUCAAUCAAGUUCGUCACAACUGUCAGAUGUGUAAGAAUCGUUUAAUGAAGCCAAAGGUACCGGAAAUGGCUCCACUUCCAGAGGCGAGAUUGGCAGUACAUGUUCGACCGUUCACCUACGUUGGAAUUGAUUAUUUCGGCCCGAUGAAAGUGGUUUUUGGUCGUGGAACGGUAAAGCGUUGGGGUGUGCUGUUCACUUGUCUCACAACGCGUGCCAUUCAUCUCGAAAUUGCGCAUUCGUUGGAUACAAGUUCAUGCAUCAUGGCCAUCUACAAUUUUAUUGGACGUCGGGGUCAACCAAAAGUAUUUUAUUCCGACAAUGGAACUAAUCUGCACGGUGCACACAAUACACUGUCUGAAUUGCGCGAAGAAUUCAAGAAGCUGAAACAAGAUCGAAUUCAAGAAGAAUUUACAACAUCCGACUUUAUGUGGACUUUCAAUCCGCCAGUUGCGCCUCAUAUGGGAGGCAGUUGGGAACGAAUGAUCCAGACUGUGAAAAAGUGUUUGGAUGAAUCAAUGACGUCACGUUAUCCUACCGACGAAGUGCUUCAGAGUUUAUUUAUCGAAGCCGAAAACAUCGUCAACUCGAGACCUUUAACCUACGUUGCACUUGAUUCGCCGUACGAUGAAGUUCUCACACCGAAUCAUUUUCUCAUUGGAUCAUCGAACGGAUACAAACCACCUCACGACUUCAACGACUCGGAUUUGUUGCGAAAUUCAUGGCGAACGGCACAAGCUAUGGCCGAUAAGUUUUGGUAUGUAUUCGUGAUGGAAUAUUUGCCUACAAUUACACAACGUUCGAAAUGGCUCAAGAAGGUGAAACCGUUACAAGUCGAUGACGUUGUUUUGAUCGUGGAUGCUGCUUUCAAACGAAAUACUUGGCCGAAGGGAUUGGUUGUCGAAACUCACAAGGACAAGAAUGGCAUCGUACGCAGUGCUAAAAUCAGGACAGAUUUGGGAACUUUUUUGACCAGACCUGUAUCACAGUUGGUGGUGCUUGAUGUGCGCAAAGAAUCGGUCCAACAGAUUGAACUGGAUGUUAAGCUGAGAUCCACGGGCUCAGUUAACGGGGUGGAGGAUGUUGGACAGCACUGA
This is a messenger RNA of Bradysia coprophila, 6039 nucleotides long. RefSeq lists its product as uncharacterized. NCBI's taxonomy places the organism in Eukaryota, Metazoa, Arthropoda, Insecta, Diptera, Sciaridae. Gene Ontology annotation, biological process: DNA integration. Gene Ontology annotation, molecular function: nucleic acid binding. The record is from RefSeq and is a predicted model, not a curated record.